Messenger RNA from Mangifera indica (mango), 1528 nucleotides. RefSeq names its product zinc finger protein CONSTANS-LIKE 5. Bases 141 to 1226 code for a protein of 361 amino acids. The transcript has 2 exons. The record is from RefSeq and is a predicted model, not a curated record. Lineage: Eukaryota; Viridiplantae; Streptophyta; Magnoliopsida; Sapindales; Anacardiaceae. Gene Ontology annotation, cellular component: nucleus. Gene Ontology annotation, biological process: regulation of photoperiodism, flowering; regulation of flower development. Gene Ontology annotation, molecular function: protein binding; zinc ion binding.
ACAUAUGAAAACCCCCCCUCUUCCAUUUCUCCACGUUACACGUCCACACCACAACCAAAACUCGUAAGAAAAAUUUCCAGGUGUUUUCUUGGGGGCCUUUAUUUUUUCUUAAAAAAAAUUUUCGUUUGGAAAUUUGUGAUAUGGGAAUUGAACUACAUCACCUUAAUGGGAUUUCUGGCGGCUGGGGAGUGGUGGCGAAGCCUUGUGACACUUGUAAAGCUGCGGCGGCGGCUGUGUUCUGCCGCGUGGACUCGGCGUUUCUUUGCCUGAACUGCGACGCGAGGAUUCAUUGCGUCAACAAGCAUGCACGUGUGUGGAUGUGCGAGGUGUGUGAGCAGGCACCUGCUGCCGUCACGUGCAAGGCUGACGCGGCGGCGCUCUGCGUCACGUGCGAUAACGAUAUCCAUUCGGCGAACCCUUUGGCGAGGCGCCAUGAGAGAAACCCGGUGGAGCCGUUCUUCGACUCAGCGGAUUCGAUUGUCAAGUCUUCCGGUUUGAACUUCUUGGGGCCAAACGGAAACCGGAAUUCGGAGUUCAGUGGCGCGUGUCAACAACCGGAAGAAGGAGGUGUGGAGAGUGGCGCGUGGUUAAUGCCACCGAGUUCGAAACUAAGUUUGGAAAAUACAAACGAAAUGAAAUCCGGGGAUCUGUUUUUCUCCGAAAUGGAUCCGUUUCUCGAUUUUGAGUACCCGAAUUCGUAUCCGAAUCACAGUGCGGGUAUGGAUAGUGUCGUCCCGGUUCAAACUUCGAAAACUCCUCAGAUUCAAGUGAUGAACAAUGAAAAUUGUUUCGAUAUCGAUUUCUGCCGAUCCAAACUCACUUCACUCAGUUACCAAACUCAAUCUCUUAGUCAAAGUGUUUCGUCUUCCGAUACUGGAGUGGUUCCGGACGGGAAUUCAAUGUCCGAUAUAUCGUAUCCAUUCGGCCGAAACAUUGCCGGACCUGGUCCGAACGUGCCGGUUUCGGGUACCGGUACAACCCAAGUAACUCAACUCUGUGGACUUGACCGUGAAGCUCGGGUUCUGCGUUACAGAGAGAAGAGAAAAAACCGGAAAUUCGAAAAGACGAUUCGGUAUCAUUCACGUAAAGCUUACGCCGAAACUAGGCCAAGAAUCAAAGGCCGGUUUGCGAAACGGACGGAGGUGGAAUCCGAAGUUGACCACCUCUACGUUUCGGCAGCUGCUUACAUGGCCGAUAACCAAUACGGCGUCGUUCCGACGUUCUGAGGAAAAGCUGAAGAGUUAGUAUUAUUACUCUCCAAGUCCUAUCAUCAUCAUCCGGUACUUCUUGUCUUAUAGGUUUAACCAUAUAACUAGAAUAAUCGGACGGUUGGUGUUAGUCGUAAGAAAUGUUUUUGUGUAAAUUAGGGUAAUCUGUGGAGUAUUAGCCGUUGAUGAUGAUUGAUUGAUUAUCUUUACGCUUUCUCUACGAUCUCUAUCUCCAAAAAGCCAAUGUACUUUUCCUAAGGAGGGGCUUUUUUGUAACUUCCUUUUCUUUAUGUUCAGUAAAAUUUCUUCUUCUCUCCAAA